CGUCAACUAACAUUCUUGCAUAAAACGAUUCUCAUAUUCUCAUACAUAAUCAUCAUUAGGAACGCAUCAUCACCGUCGUUUUUUUCUUGAACCCCCCAUUUUCUACUUUUUUACUUUUUAUGACUCUUCCUUUACAUCCUCAUGUUUGGAACUACAGAGGAUCUUCUUGACCCUUCACUUCAAAUUCCAGCUACAAGCUAAGAAACGAUCAACCGCUUACAUACAGAGGAGAAGGGACAGAAGAAGACCAUGAUUCCUAAGGAGACAAUAAUAACAGAGAUAAAUACGACGACAGCAGAAUGGAUUCCGAGCCAAAUGCGCCAUUGGAGCGAUCUGCAUCACAGCUAUCUACCACCUCGGCUUCGGCAAGGGGUCCCCGAAGCCACUCGACGCGCGCGAAAUCCAAACCAAGGAAAUUAAUCUCACAGCCCUCCAGCUCCGCCUCCUCUGUCGCUACAUCUGACAAGUCUCUUACCUCAUUUCCGUCUUUCUCUCCACAAUCCCCGCGAAACGAACAUUCUUUCGGUACUCUCGAGUCCCAUACACAGACUGUUAAUAUCGAGAAUAAACCCCCGCCGCCACCUGCUGCUCCGGUUUCGAAUAGAUUAUCUAUCGUGGAUAGUCUAACCUCGACGAAAAACUCGAACGAGACGAACAAGACAGCGCGUAACGCACUGUUUGACGAUACACCCGUAGCGACCCAAAAGAUCCCCGGCGCCCUCCACCACGCAGACGACGACCACAUCGAACGAUUAAUCGCGAAACAUGGUGCUGUCAACCUCGUGCGCCAGAUCGCCGAGGACCUGGCGCAUCGUGACCAUGAGAUCGCAAGGUUACGUAGAAGAGCGGAUGAAAGGGAAAGAGCACUAAGGAAGAUUAUACUAGGAUGUGGAUUAUCGAGUCUAGACCUCGAGACGAAACUCCGAUCGGUCGAGGCGGAACUCAAGGCCCAGGAUAAGAUAAAAUGCGCGCUGAGUGGUGAUGUUUCGGGCAUGAUGAGCGAUGCGAUGCAUGAUUCGAUGUCCUAUAAUGCGCUAGGUAUCAACGAGGCGAAUAAUGGUACGGUUCGAGCCAGCGGUUUGUCUGCGCCAAGGGAUAAUUAUACGAAUAAGGGCACCAUGAAAGCUUGGAAGGAAUAUCUAUGGGGUGGAACAAGCAAGAAGACCAGCAGAGCGGGCAGCAUAAACGAAGACAUCGCAAGAACCGUUAUCCGUGCAUCGACACCAGGGGAUCGUCGACCCGCCCUCCAAGAUGACUUGUUCACCCCACCGGAUGUAGAUUCAGUUCAAAGCUCUAGCCGCACUUCGAGCAUCUACUCUGGACACACAACCAAGAAACCAUCCGCUUCAUUCGCGAGUAUGGCGCUACAAUUAGUAGCUGGAAAGGCCUCCUCAGUCCGCGAUUCUGAUUCUGUUAGAGGAAGAUCGAAUUCAGCGGGCCAGGGGGGUUCGGUGAGAUCAUCGUCAAAUGCUAGUACCAAGACAGGGAUUUCGAACCGGGCUGUGUCGUCCACACAGGGGGGUCCGAAGGCACUUAUGUCAAUGCGACGCGGGACUCCGAAGCCUAUAAAUGCGCAAUACCCGCGACCGCGGGAUAGGUGGGAAGGGCCUGGAACAAAUGCGGAUAGUUCGACGGCCGAUAGACCGGAUAACUAUGGACCUGUUGAGAUGGAUACGAUAUUCUCCCCUGAAGGUCAACCCCCGGCUCUGUCGCAACUAUACAAUAACUAUAAUAAUGGAGAGUACUUGAUCGAUCGCUUCGGGUUUAUAUACGAUCAGCGUCGAAAGAAGAGACAACGAGAGGCAAACCAGGUCGCACUACAGAUGAAGAAAGGGCAUGAGAUGCUUUCGGGCGGAAGAUCCAACCUGUCGCCUAACUUACUUGAUAAUGAUGAGUCAGGUUCCAUCCGGACUAUUGAAAACGAUAGCCGACCAGAGAGUCCAACCUCAAUAGAAGGUCCAUCCGACCAAAUCAGACCGAAACGAUGGCAAGAUUAUCUAAAGAUUGCGACUUUCCCGACAGAAUUAUUGUCACAUACUCCGUCUAUUACAGCAUCGGGUAUAGAGGUUCUUGAAGGAAACGAUCAGCCCAAAUCACCAGCACUGGUGAAUCCAGACGAUCGUGGAUUUGUCCCACCCGCAGGUACUACCACAUCAGCUCCGGCCAGGGAAGCGAGUCCAAGACAAGAGGAAGAAUCAGCUAUUGCUACGCUAGUCCACGAGGAUGUUGAGCCAGUGAAACUAUUAUUAAAGCAGCUAAGCGAUGUUCACGAUAACUUACAAAGGGAAAAAUCAAUCCGUUGGAACGAGUUUCUCCGAAAAGUGCGCGCUGAGCGUCGACGCGAAGGUGAGGCCGCAGCCGCUAAUGCCGCUGCGGCCGCCGAAGCCCGAUUCCAAAUCGCACCCGUCAUGAUCCCCGAAGCGAAACUCACCGACGGCGAAACCAUCGGUAUCGCAGACCUAGGAGUAAAAGGAAAAGUCGGUCGCGCGAAAUGGAACGAGUUCCGGAACUUAGUACUCGGCGGUAUCCCCGUAGUAAACCGACCCAAGAUCUGGGCGGAAUGCUCCGGCGCACUUUCUAAGCGAACCCCUGGUUACUACAAGGAUCUUGUAUCGCGACCUAGCGAAGCUGAUGAUGCGAUUGUGAUUUCACAGAUCGAGAUGGAUAUUAAUCGCACGCUUACUGAUAAUAUUUUCUUCCGGAAGGGUCCUGGUGUUGCUAAGCUGAAUGAAGUCCUUCGGGCGUAUGCUAGACACAACCCUGAAGUUGGAUAUUGUCAGGGCAUGAACUUGAUCGCGGCAAAUUUAUUACUCAUUAUGCCAUCCGCCGAAGAUGCAUUUUGGGUGUUUGUGUCGAUUAUUGAGCGCAUCUUACCUGCGGGAUACUACGACCACAGUCUCAUGGCAUCUCGCGCGGACCAGCACGUUCUACGACAAUACGUCAGCGAAGUACUUCCGAAGCUAUCGCAACACCUAGAUAUGCUCAGUAUCGAACUCGAGGCCUUAACAUUCCAAUGGUUCCUCAGCGUCUUUACUGAUUGUCUAUCAGCCGAGGCUCUAUUCCGCGUAUGGGACGUAGUUCUCUGCAUCAACGACGGCAGUACAUUCCUCUUCCAAGUCGCACUAGCCCUACUCAAACUCAACGAGCGUCAACUCCUCUUAUGCGAUACGCCCGCUGCGAUAUACACCUACAUCAACCACCAAAUGACCAACCACGCCAUCAGCAUCGACGGCUUAAUCCAAGCAUCCGAAGGUCUUCGACGAGUUGUCCGACGCGAAGAUGUAGAAGAACGACGGAAUAGAGCAAUCGAAGCAGAUAGGCAAUCAAUGAGAGAACGCGAGGAAAGAGGUGCUUUAAGACGUGCGCAGAGUCAAAAUCAAAGCCAGGGUCUAGUGCAGAGUCAGAGUCAGAAGAGUUUAUUAUCGCCUGCGGUGAUCACGGAGACAAGUGUAUCCGCGUUACCUAGUCCGGCGGCUGGGCCGAUAAUCAGGCAGGAUAGUGUCACUGGUUUGAGUGCCUUGGAUGCUACUGGUGGAGAAGAAGGGCAGGAACACAAUGCGAGUAUUUUGAGCAUACGCCCGCCUAUGCCGAUGGAGGAGGAAGCGGCAUUUGGGUUGGGAUGAAAGAUGAUUGGGUGAUAAACUAGUGGUCUUAUACGUAUGGAAAGGGGGAGAUACCCAAUGUGGAACGCAAGCCCCUUCUAUAUCGUUAGAAGAUGAAGAGGGUGGUACAAUACAAGUCAGAAGAGGACAGACAGUUGCAAGGAACAAACAAAAAAACAAGCAUAAUAUUCAUACUGGAUACACAUGUGAUGGUUGUUGUGAUGGUGAUGGUGACAGCAAUGGUUGGCUUCUUGUCUUUUGCAUUCUUUUUCAAAAGCGGGAUAGUUCUCGCUUCACUCUCCUUUGGUGCUUUCUAUUUUGUUUGGUGUUUUUUAGAGAUUGGUCCAUACAUGCAUGUCAUGAUACCCCCUUCCUAGUACAUUUAUUAUAUCAUUUUUACUCACUAUAAAAUUCUAGAAUAAGAGAGGCUCUAAAGAAACAAUCGGAAUACACUGGGGUGGAGCAGUGGUAUAAAGAUAAAAGCAUAAUGCUCAUAGAAUAUAAAUCUCGACACGAAUAUUAUUACAAU
This is a messenger RNA of Hypoxylon trugodes, 4131 nucleotides long. Its product is annotated as TBC-domain-containing protein. Bases 300 to 3623 code for a protein of 1107 amino acids. Lineage: Eukaryota; Fungi; Ascomycota; Sordariomycetes; Xylariales; Hypoxylaceae. The transcript has a single exon. The record is from RefSeq and is a predicted model, not a curated record.